Molecule: messenger RNA, 2625 nt
Organism: Saxophila tyrrhenica
Lineage: Eukaryota; Fungi; Ascomycota; Dothideomycetes; Mycosphaerellales; Extremaceae
Exons: 3
Coding region: 1-2625 (874 amino acids)
Biological process (GO): carbohydrate metabolic process
Cellular component (GO): extracellular region
Molecular function (GO): flavin adenine dinucleotide binding; oxidoreductase activity, acting on CH-OH group of donors; cellulose binding
Source: RefSeq, a predicted model, not a curated record
AUGAAGUUCUCUCACCUCGCAUCCACUCUUUUGCCCGCAGCUGGCACCCUCGCGCAGGUUUUCGCGCCCUACACCGACGAAAAUGGCAUCGAUUUCUGGCAGGCCACGUUCGACACCGCCGUCAAAGGUACUCCGGGCAAGGCGCAAUGGGGUAUGGCCCUCCCACCAGCAACGGCGAGCGCGCUUGAAAACGAAUACAUUGGCCAUCUCGUAGUCCCGAAGGCGGACUCGGGAACUUGGAUGGGGUUGACCCACAACAGCGGCAUGACUGGCGCACUGCUUCUUGUCACCUGGCCAGAUGGAGAUGAGGUCAAGACUUCGUUCAGAUAUGCCUCCGGCUACGUGGCUCCGGACAUCUAUACUGGCAACGCAACGCUCUCCGUCAUCUCACAAUCCAGCAACAAGACACACUACGAGAUCACGUACCGCUGCGAAGAAUGCUGGAGAUGGAGCCAAGACGGCGUGGCUGGCUCCCAGGUUCCCGCCACGACCAAGUCUGCAGCACAAGUCAUGGGCUGGGCUUAUGGUACCAGUGCGCCCACCAAACCUGGCAAUGCGGGCUCGGAUAUCAAGCAGCACGCGAACGACGGUCUUUGGGGAGCUGCAGUGCAAUCCGCUCGUAACAACGCUUACACCAAGUGGACCAAGCUGGCAACCUCUGCUGCGCCAACCAAGUCUCCCGCCGCAAGUGCUAGUCCCACCGCAGCAUCAUCAGUGGCUGCUUCCUCCUCAGCCGCUCCAACGCCAACCUCAGCAAAAUGCCCUAAGAGCAACCCGGUGACGAAGCAGACUUUCGACUACAUCAUUGUAGGCGCUGGAGCUGGUGGCAUUCCUCUGGCAGAUAAGCUGUCUGAAUCGGGCGCCAGUGUCCUCUUGAUCGAACGUGGACCUCCAUCCUCAGGCCGAUGGGGUGGAACCAUGAAGCCAAAGUGGCUCGAGGGCACCAACCUCACCCGCUUUGACGUUCCUGGUCUUGACAACGAGAUCUGGGCGGACUCUACUGGUAUCGCUUGUAACGAUGUUGGCGUCAUGGCCGGAUGUGUGCUUGGCGGUGGCACUGCUGUUAACGCUGGACUGUGGUGGCGCGCCAACCCAGCGGAUUUUGAUUACAACUUCCCAGAAGGAUGGAAAGCGUCUGACAUGGAGGAUGCGGUCGCUCGUGUCUUCAAUCGCGUGCCGUUUACCGACCACCCCUCCACGGACGGUAUCAUUUACAAGCCUCAAGGCUACAACGUCGUGGCUGGCGCACUCGCUGCUUCAGGCUGGAAGAACGUCACCGCGGAUCUUGUCCCAGAGCAGAAGAACUUCACCUUCUCUCGACCCGACCAUAUGUUCUCAAAUGGCGAGCGUGGCGGUCCAAUGGCAACCUACCUCGUCACAGCGAGCGAGAGGGACAACUUCCAGCUCCUCACCGACACCACAGUUGCUCGUCUCGUCCGCAACGGCACGGAAGUCACUGGUGUCGAGAUUGAGGCCUUCCUCAGAGGCGGACAGUGUGGCACCGUCAACGUCAAGGCUGGCGGCAAAGUCAUCCUCAGCGCCGGAGCUUUCAACACGCCCAAGAUCCUCUUCCGCUCUGGCAUCGGACCAAAGGACCAGCUCAAGGUCGUGAAAGGCGCCGAGCCGGAGAAGAUGAUCGCUAAGGACCAGUGGAUCGAUCUGCCUGUUGGUUACAACCUCGACGACCACGUGAACACGGACAUUGUCAUUACUCACCCCAACGUGAGCUUUUACGACUUCUACAAGGCGUACGACAACCCGAUCAAAGCCGACGCGAAGAGCUACCUCGACAGCCGCACUGGCAUCUUGGCUCAAUCUGCUCCUAACCUUGCGACUGUGUUCUGGCACGAGGUCGAAGGCGCUGAUGGCAUCACUCGCCAGCUGCAGUGGACUGCACGUGUUGAAGGAGGGCACGACAUCACGAGCAAGAAGGCGAUGGUCAUCUCGCAGUACCUUGGCCGUGGUGCGACUUCACGUGGUCGGACUACCAUCAACGCUGCGCUGGAUAUGUCAGUCUCAACCACGCCUUACCUGAACAACAAGCACGAUCUCGCGGCUGUGCAGUCGGGCAUUGAGACCCUAUUCGAAGCGCUUUCUGCGGACCCAAAGAUCGAGAUCGUGUAUCCCAGCUCAAACCAGACGAUUCCUGAGUUCCUUGCAGCCUACCCGAAGACAACUGGAUCUCGAUCCGCCAACCACUGGAUGGGCAGCUGUGCCAUGGGCACAGACUCGGGUCUCGAAGGUGGGACCGCCGUCGUCGACACCAAUGCCAAAGUCUACGGCACGGACAACUUAUUCGUCGUCGACGCCUCAAUCUUCCCUGGCAUGGUGUCGACGAACCCGAGCGCGCUGAUCGUUGCGGCGGCGGAGCAUGCUUCGGAGUUGAUCUUGAAGAUUGGCGGUGGUGAUGGCGCGAGCACUGGUGGCAACACUACGGCCCCUGCUGGAUCUACCCCCUCCGGAUCGCCUGCACCCUCUGGCUCUCCCUCGACCGGCGGCGGCAGUGGCGCCGUGGAAGCUUACCAGCAAUGCGGCGGCUCAGGCUACACGGGCAGCAGUUCGUGCGUUUCGGGGUUCACCUGCAAGGUCUGGAAUGAUUACUACUCCCAGUGCGUGCCUGCGUAA